Rhagoletis pomonella (apple maggot) is the source of this 2233-nucleotide messenger RNA. Its product is annotated as protein regulator of cytokinesis 1-like. Gene Ontology annotation, molecular function: microtubule binding. NCBI's taxonomy places the organism in Eukaryota, Metazoa, Arthropoda, Insecta, Diptera, Tephritidae. Gene Ontology annotation, biological process: mitotic spindle midzone assembly; microtubule cytoskeleton organization. Gene Ontology annotation, cellular component: cytoplasm; spindle; mitotic spindle midzone. The record is from RefSeq and is a predicted model, not a curated record.
AAACAGCCCAAUGGCAUGAUUUUAUCGUUAUACAACCCUGCCUAUAUCGAAAACUAUAUCGAUUAGUCUAGUGACAUCAUCAUAUUUCAAAUCAAAUUUACAACUGAAAACUCGUAAAUACAUAUAUGUGCUAAAUUUCAUCGCUUUAUAUAAUUUCGUGGUAGAUGCAAGUGUUUUGUAGACUCGAUUCGACAUAAACUUGUCAACACAAUCUGUCUAACAUAGUUUCAGGCUAAAGAAGAAUCAAAGCUGGAUAGCUUGACUAUCAAGCCCUUGUCAUUCCCUCAAAUCCAAAAAAUAAUUAUUAUAAUAAGUGUAUGCUAACGGGAAAAGAUCGCAUAAAAUGGCUGACUUCGAGGAGGAGAAUUUGGUGCUGCAGAGGCUCACAGCCGAAAAUGUGAAAGAGCUCGCCUCCAUAUGGACGGAAAUGUUUGACGAAGAAAUGUGCUUCUAUAACUUCAAGAAACUCAAAGAGCAUGUUAAGACAUUUUUUACAGAAUUAAAAGAAGAAUCAAUUCAAAGGAAAGAGCUAAUACAGAAUGAGGUGGAGGAACUACGAAAUGAAGCGGAUACGUUGUGUCGUUUAUUGAAAACAAAAGUACAAUUGCCAAGAAUGGAUGACAGAAAUGUGCCUUUGUUGAUUCUACAGUCGAAUAUGGAUAAAAGCUUAACUGAAUUACGUGAACAAUUGCGACGGCGGCGUGAAGAAAUUUGCGAACUACUACUUGAACAGGAGGGUUUGUGUGAGGAAUUAGGUGAAGCACCGCGGCCUCUUUUAGCAGAUCCAUUGCCUUCAGAAGAAGAAAUAAUGGAAUUUCGCAGUCAUUUAGAUCAACUGAAGGUGGAACGUAUGGAACGUUUGAAUGAGAUGUCACUGUUGCGUAGGGAAAUAAAAAAUUAUUUAAACACUUUAGAGGCACAAGUUAACACAGAUGCAGAUGAUCGACUUCUAAAUCAUAGACAAAUUAAAUUGAAUGAUGAAACUUUCACAGCGCUCAGACGAAUGGCGGAGUUGUACGGCUCUCGUGUGCAUGCAUUGUCGGAGCGUAUCGUUGGUAUGCGCAAGAAAUUAGAAUCUCUUUGGGGCCGUUUAAAAACAUCACCGAAUACACGAAAUAAAUUUAAAAGAUACACAGAAUUCAAUCAACGCACAUACAGUGUACUCAAGGAAGAAUUACACCGUUGUGAAUCAUUACAAAGCCAGAAUAUCAAAGAAUGCCUUCAACAAAUACGUGCGGAGAUUGUAGAUUUAUGGAAUAAAACAUUAAAAUCUGAAACAGAACGAAAUCGCUUUUCCAACUUUAACAGCAAUUGUUACACAGAAGAUCUAUUGGUAUUGCAUGAAAUCGAGCUAGAAGAUCUAAAACGGUUCUAUGAAAAUAAUCGUCAAAUAUUUGAAUUGUUUGAUAAUCGAAAAUUAUUAUGGGACCGAAUGGAAGCCUUGGAGGCCAAGGCCUGCGAUCCUGGACGCUACAACAAUAGAGGUGGACAAUUGUUGAAAGAGGAGAGAGAACGAAAAACUAUUGCAACCAAGCUACCGAAAAUUGAGCAACAAAUUAAAGAAUUAGUAUUGGCAUAUGAAGAACAGGAGCAUCAAGAAUUUCGUGUACAUGGCGAAAAUAUUCUGGAGUUGAUGGGGAAAGAGUGGGAGAAAAAACGGCAAGAAAAGGAAAAAAUUAGUAGUGCACGUAAAAAUGCCCAAACCCCUCAUUCUGUAACUACUCGCACACCCAUUUCAGCAAAGAACGGUUCGUUGAUUUCUAUGCGUAAAACUCCGUCUCAUACCAACUUGUCAACUGUUCCAUCAUCUGCAUCUGCGAGUUCUGCGAAAAAACGUAAACUAAACCAAAAUGAAAGGGAUGCACCAUUGGCUAAAAGAAGUUUGAUAUUCCCAGUUAAUAGUCCCAACAUUUUCCCGAAACCAAUGAUGAAAUCAUGUAAUACCGCUUCGUCUGCCGUUGGAUCGAAGUUACCGACCAAGUCUCCCUUCAAAUCUCCACUAAAGAAAACUCGCGUCAUUGCAACCACGAUUCGUCGUAGAUCUGGACGUCAAAGUUCAGGUAGCAAAAAGCGCACUUCUUUGGGCAAGAGUGCUAAAAUGAAAACCUUUGUUGCACCGAAAGUUCUCAAUAAUGAUAGGUCGAAAUGUAAUACAGAUGAGGGUACGGAUGACGCCUAUGAAUCUUUUCAAAAAAGCAUUGAUCCAGAUUCACGUUCUUCAAUACUACACUCG